Messenger RNA from Aethalodelphis obliquidens (Pacific white-sided dolphin), 4364 nucleotides. It is a transcript of the gene RORC, whose product is annotated as RAR related orphan receptor C. NCBI's taxonomy places the organism in Eukaryota, Metazoa, Chordata, Mammalia, Artiodactyla, Delphinidae. The transcript has 10 exons. Gene Ontology annotation, molecular function: RNA polymerase II cis-regulatory region sequence-specific DNA binding; oxysterol binding; nuclear receptor activity. Gene Ontology annotation, cellular component: nucleus. Gene Ontology annotation, biological process: regulation of transcription by RNA polymerase II. The record is from RefSeq and is a predicted model, not a curated record. Bases 1526 to 3019 code for a protein of 497 amino acids.
ACCUCGGCCAGGACCACACCCCCUUACCCCUUCGCAACCCACUGGCCCCAUGCAGCCACCCCCUCACCCCACCCCCACCGAUGAGUGUCCUCCCCCAACCCACUGCCCAGCUCCUGAGAGCCCGAGGAAGGCCAGCGGGGAAAGGCUUGUGCCAGGCUGAGGAGUCGUGGAGUCCCGGCAGGGUCAGAGACCUCUUAGGAGUGUUGGCCCAGAGAAUCCAGGAGAGAUGAACACCUCCCCCAGGCCCAGAGGCUCUGAAAAAUGGACUCCAGAAUUGAGACAGCCCCCCAAAGGGGGUCCGAGACAACCCCAAGGAGGGAGGAACCCGAGAGGGACCCCCCCAGACCAAGAGGGGGCCUGAUUACUAAGGGAUCCUGAAGAGGGAACCCCGAGGCUGAGGUACCCCACGGAGCAGCUAUGAGGCUCAGAGAGCCUCUGAAGUUGACUGGCCUCCCCAAGGCCAAGCAACUCUACAGAGAGAUUUGCACACCAGGAGACCCUCGUAAGCAGACCUGAACCAGAGAAAACUUCCCAUUCCUCAAGUGGAGUCUGGGGCCAAACUGCCUGAUUUUGAAUCCGGACGCCACCACUUCACUAGCUGUGUGACCUUGGGCAAGAUACCUAACCCCUCUGUGUCUCCUUUUCCUCAUCUUUGAAAUAGGUAUAACGGUACCUACCACAUAAAGUAGUUUUUGAGGAUUAGCUAAUCCACAUAAAACGUUAAGAACCAUUGCUGGCAUAUGGCUAAGCAUUACCAUCAUCAUCGUCAUCAUCAUCCGCAUUCCAAUUUCAGCACUUUUGCUCCUGAGGAAGUUUCUGAUGGACUAACCCUUCCUACAGAUAGUGGCAUUUGUCUGAUGAUUAUUACUGCUACUAUUAUCAUUUAUUCCCUAGCCCAGGGCAUGCACCGUGUCUGCAGGGAGGGCAUGAGCAUGGUAGGUGGUGGAGCAGCCUCCCAGACUGCAUCUCACUGAGCUCGGCUCUUGGCAGUCCACAGGGUCGCAGGUGGCCCCAGGCAGACAUUCUGUGACUUACCUCUGGAAAUAUCCCUGUCCCUGGAGUCACCUGGCAAAGAGGGUCAGGCUCUGGGAUCCUCGGGGGGAGGGGGAGUAGGGACCUGGCCCCAGGCUCGUGUGAGCUCCAUUCCGGCUCCCCAGCCAGAACUACCCUGGCGGGUGGAAACAGCUUUUACCGCGUGUGUCUUUCGCCUGUGGUUUUGGAAUUUUCCAACGCCCCCUGCGAUUGGCUGCCCCGCCCCUCACACUCUGCCCCAGGCCCAGAUUGGCCACAUGGGGCGCCUGUCAUCCUACCCACUACACCCCAGAGGGGUGGGGGGGUGGAGCUGGGGGGGGUUGUCACUCGGCCACCUGUGGGGUGCAGAUCUUAAACCCCCUGCCCAGCAGCAUUGGGGGAGAGCUAGGUGCAGAGCCACGGCCCGCAGCCCCACUGCCAUCUGCGCCCCAUCCCUGGAACACCCCUGCUGAGAAGGACAGGGAGCCCAGGCGGCAAAGCCCACGACUCAGUCAUGAGAACACAAAUUGAAGUGAUCCCUUGCAAAAUCUGUGGGGACAAAUCAUCUGGGAUCCAUUACGGGGUUAUCACCUGUGAGGGGUGCAAGGGUUUCUUCCGCCGGAGCCAGCAGUGUAACGUGGCUUACUCCUGCACCCGUCAGCAGAACUGCCCCAUUGACCGCACUAGCCGAAACCGAUGCCAGCACUGCCGCCUGCAGAAAUGCCUGGCCCUGGGCAUGUCCCGAGACGCUGUCAAGUUUGGCCGCAUGUCCAAGAAGCAAAGGGACAGCCUGCAUGCUGAGGUGCAGAAACAACUGCAACAGCGGCAACAGCAGCAAAGGGAACAAGCGGCCAAGACCCCUCCUGCAGGAGCCCAAGGAGCAGACCCCCUCGCCUGCACCUUGGGCCUCCCAGAUGGGCAGCUGCCCCUGGGCUCCUCGCCUGACCUGCCGGAGGCCUCAGCCUGUCCCCCCAGUCUCCUGAGAGCCCCAGGCUGCGGGCCCUCCUACUCCAACAGCUUGGCCAAGGCCGGGCUCAACGGGGCCUCGUACCACCUGGAAUACAGCCCUGAGCGGGGCAAGACCGAGGGCAGAGAGAACUGCUACGGCACAGGCAGCCAGCUGACCCUUGACAGGUGUGGACUCCACUUCGAAGACCCCAGGCACCCUGGGCUUGGGGAACCAGGACGGGGCCCGGACAGCUACUUCAGCCCCAGUUUCCGCAGCACCCCAGAGGCGCCUUAUGCCUCCCUGACAGAGAUUGAGCAUCUGGUGCAGAACGUUUGUAAGUCCUACCGAGAGACGUGUCAGCUGCGGCUGGAGGACCUGCUCGGACAGCGCUCCACCGUCUUCUCCCGAGAGGAGGUGGCCGGCUACCAGAGGAAGUCAAUGUGGGAGAUGUGGGAACGCUGUGCCCACCGCCUCACCGAGGCCAUUCAGUACGUGGUGGAGUUCGCUAAGAGGCUCUCGGGCUUUAUGGAGCUCUGCCAGAAUGACCAGAUCGUGCUACUCAAAGCAGGAGCCAUGGAAGUAGUGCUGGUCAGGAUGUGCCGGGCCUACAAUGCUGACAACCAUACAGUCUUUUUUGAAGGCAAAUACGGUGGCAUGGAGCUCUUCCGAGCCUUGGGCUGCAGCGAGCUCAUCAGCUCCAUCUUUGACUUCUCCCACUCCCUGAGUGCCUUGCAUUUUUCCGAGGACGAGAUUGCCCUCUACACGGCCCUCGUCCUCAUCAACGCCAACCGGCCAGGGCUCCAAGAGAAAAGGAAAGUAGAACAGCUGCAGUACAGUCUGGAGCUGGCCUUUCAUCAUCAUCUCUGCAAGACUCAUCGCCACGGCAUCCUGGCAAAGCUGCCACCCAAGGGGAAGCUUCGGAGCCUGUGUAGCCAGCAUGUGGAAAAGCUGCAAACCUUCCAGCAUCUCCACCCCAUCGUGGUCCAAGCUGCUUUCCCUCCACUCUACAAGGAACUCUUCAGCACUGAAAUCGAGUCACCUGAGGGGUUGUCCAAGUGACCUGGAGGAGGGACUCCGUUCCCUUCCCUAGAGCCUCGUGGCUCACCUUCCUCUUGGCCUUUUCCUUUCUUGUGCGCCCUGGAGGGUGGUCUCUGCCUGUUUUCGGGGGGGGGUGAGCAAAUGCGGAGACUGGCUUUCUGCCCACCAGCCUGCCUGGCGGCAGGCCAAGAGCUGAGGCGGGGGGGAUGGAGGAACACCAUCUCCAGCCUCAGCUUUGUCCUGGCUUCUCUCAGCUUCUGCGAGACCUGGGGUGGGAUACAAGGACCUCUAGGAGGACCUAGGUGUCCUCAGGACAACAGGGGGAUCCAGGACACCCUGGACAAACAGAACUCAACUCUGGGCUCAGAAGCUAAGAAUAGGCCUUUGAAAUACCUCAUUGCAUUUCCCUGGGGGCUUUGGCUGGGGAGACGCAUCAAGCUCAGAGACUGGCAUCUGGAGCCCAGGAGGACCUGUACAUAACAUGAACCUGGAUCGUUAGAUUGUCUGCCUUCCCCCUUCCUCCCAGCUCAGCAAGGAAGCCGUUGGGCACCCUGGGGUCUAAAAGAGACUAGAUAUGUGGAGGGUAAGGAUGGGAUGGUGAUAAGGGAGGGGCUGGGGAUAAUAUUUUUAUGGGAUUUGGGUAUAAGGAUAGGGUAUGAUGAAGGCCAAGAGCGUCACAGAUGGACAGACAGACAGAGUUAGAACUCAAACUUCUUAUGUGCACUUUAAAAAUAGACUUCAGUGGUUACACAAAUGUGAUCAGAGACACAUGUCCACAUACAUGUGAAACACAUAGUCACACACUUAACCUGUAGUCAUGCAGCUCUAUAGAUGCAUUUGAUCUGACACAAUCUCUGUCUUCCUUGAGGUCACAGAUCAGAGGAACUUCGUGGCCUCAGGGAAGAUCCCAAUCCUGAGGGACCCCAGAACAUUUUCACCUGGUGCCCCAGUUCACCAAUCUUAGACGUGGGGUGGCCCAAACUCUAUCCCAGCCCCAGCUGUCUUCUGUCAAAGGAAACCCUAAAAGAAGAGAUGGCUGGACACAGUCAGAAGGCCAAGGACAGACCCUCGGAGGACUGUCUGGGCCCCAUCCUCCAGCCCUGCUCUCGUUAUGGCGAAACGCAGCAGAUGCGAUUCCACCACUCUGUGCCUGGGUACAACCAAGUCUGGCAGGGUGAAGGAGACCUGUUUCUCCAGCCGUGAUCUUGCCCGAGAACUUCUCUUGCCUUUAUAAAUAGCUGUGAGCCCUCCUCUGAGAGAUAAACAGCAGGUGGUCAGGAGGGUUUUUUUUUUUUUUCCUCUCAGGGGAGGGUGAACAUAAACCCUAACCUGUGCUAUUCUUUAUAAAACGACUUCAAAGGCAAGA